UUCAAUAAGUGAGUUGUUCGCUGAGUGGAAAAACAUGAAUUUAAAGCAUCCCAAAACCGGCAAGAGUCUGCAGAUCAAUGAGUUUUGGCUGCGUGAUCAUUGCAGAUGUGGAGAUUGCUUGAAUUUGGACACAAAUCAACGGCGCUACGAUCUCCUAGAUCUGCCAGAUGAUAUCACAUCUCUGAGUACGAAGUAUGAGGGAAAUCAAUUACUAGUUCAGUGGAGCGAUGGCCAUCGGUCCAGUUACGACCUGGACUUUAUCUUUGAUUCUCAGCUGGAUCAGUUGAUAGGCCGGCGGUCAAAGUACACUUCCCCGACGGCCUGGAGCCGCAGCAUUAUCACGCAGAACGAGCGAAACCUACGCUUCUCGCUGCCCCAACUGGUGUCCAGCGAUGCGGUGGUCAAGUCUCUGGUGGAGUCCCUUGUACGCUAUGGCAUUAUCUUCAUCGAUGAGGUGCCACCCAACCCCACUAUGACUGAGCUGGCUCUGCGCCGCGUCUUUCCCCUGAUGAAGACCUUCUUCGGUGAGAUGUGGACGUUCAGCGAUAAGCCCGAUCAUGCUGAUACAGCCUACACCAAGCUAUAUCUGGGCUCUCACACCGAUAAUACAUACUUCUGCGAUGCUGCCGGACUGCAGGCUCUGCACUGCAUCGAGCACUCGGGUUCUGGAGGUGAAAACUUCUUCGUGGAUGGUCUGUAUGUGGUGGAGGAACUGAAGAGACGCUUUCCCGAUGCCUUUGAGACCCUGUGUAGGGUUCAGGUUCCCGGGGAGUAUAUAGAAAAGGGCGAGCAUCACCGUUACACGGCGCCUGUCAUACAGUUGGAUCCCCUGACCCAGGAAUUCGUACAGCUCAGGCUCAAUGUCUACGAUCGUGCUGUGUUCGAUACCCUGCCUCAGUCGGAGAUGGCUGGGUUCUACAAGAGUCUGCGACAGCUGUUGCAGCUCGUAAGGCAGGAGCAGGUUCAGUGGAAUCUAAAGUUAGUUCCAGGCAGCAUUGUGCUCUUCGAUAACUGGCGGGUGCUUCAUGGGCGUCAGGCUUACACCGGAAGUCGCACCAUGUCCGGCUCCUAUGUGCAGCGCACGGACUUCCUGAGCAAGGCUCGUGUGCUGGGAAUAAUCGAAUAAAACCGAGCACCUCGUCUCUUUCAUCUUGAUCCCUGAUUGCCCGCCCGGACCGAGAGCCCUUCUCCAAUUCAAUUUCGAUUGCAAAUGCCAACGCAUCAU
Messenger RNA from Drosophila kikkawai, 1225 nucleotides. RefSeq names its product Trimethyllysine hydroxylase (gene Tmlh). The record is from RefSeq and is a predicted model, not a curated record. Gene Ontology annotation, cellular component: mitochondrion. Gene Ontology annotation, molecular function: iron ion binding; trimethyllysine dioxygenase activity. Gene Ontology annotation, biological process: carnitine biosynthetic process. Lineage: Eukaryota; Metazoa; Arthropoda; Insecta; Diptera; Drosophilidae.